GAUACAAGUCACCGGGGGAUGCAGCCACCCCGUUCCUCCCUCGCUUUCCCCUGUUCCUCGCUUCCUCCCCUUUCCCACGCCAAGAAACCACGCUGCCACCGCCCUCCUCGAUCCCAAUCCCUCCCUCUCGCGAUCGCAAACGGGGCGUCGACUCGCCCGGUCGGCCCCGCCUCGCCAAUCAGCACCAAUCCGCCGCUUCCUUCUGCGGUGUGUCUGGUUCGUGCUCUGUAUCGGAGACUGGAGCCGAGAUGACAAUGCCGGGGUCUCCGGCGAGACCGAGCUUCUCGUCCCUCCGCGGCGCCCGGUGGCGCGCCGAUCUCGGCAUCCUCCCCGGCUCCGCCGCUGUCUCCAUCGACGAGCUCCGCCGCGCCGCCGCGGACUCCCGCCGGAGAUAUGCUAAUUUGCGGAGAAGGCUAUUAAUAGAUCCCCAUCUUUCCAAGGAUGAAGAAGGUGCCCCUGACUUGAUUGUGGAGAAUCCACUGUCACAGAACCCAGACAGCACUUGGGGUCAAUAUUUCAAGAAUGCGGAGCUUGAGAAAAUGCUUAAUCAAGAUCUAUCGCGGCUGUAUCCUGAACUGGGGGACUUCUUCCAAACAAGCACAUGUCAGUCUAUGCUUGGACGUAUAUUGUUAGUAUGGAGCCUUAGAUACCCAGAGUUUGGUUACAGACAAGGAAUGCAUGAACUCUUAGCUCCUCUUCUCUAUGUCCUUCAUGCUGAUGUGCAGCACUUCAAACAAGUCAGGGACCUUCAUGAAGAGCUUCUGGAUGAUGAUUUUGAUGGCCAAACUUUUCCGGAUCGGUCAAAGCUGAACAGAAGUGACAGGAAAAACAAUGUUGAGGGUAGAACAUCUAAAAUUAGAAGUUUGGCCGACCUUGAUCCUGAUACUAGGGAUCUGUUCUUGAUAAAUGAUGCAUACGGAGCAGAGGGUGAGCUGGGCAUUAUUUUAUCAGAAAAGUUUAUGGAGCAUGAUGUGUACUCGAUGUUUGAGAAUUUAAUGAAUGGUGCCCAAGGAGUGGUUGCUAUCACUGACUUCUAUUCUCUCAGUCCUGCACCAGAAUCAAGCACUGGUUUAACACCUGUAAGGGAGGCAUCAUCUGCAAUAUAUCACUUGCUUGCUAGUGUGGAUUCCUCUCUUCAUAGUCACCUUGUGGAAUUGGGGGUGGAACCUCAAUACUUUGCAUUGCGAUGGCUUCGUGUCCUAUUUGGUCGUGAAUUUUCACUUGACAAUCUUCUGUUUAUUUGGGAUGAGAUAUUCUCUUCUCCUAACCAUUCAUAUUCUACCGACAUCAGUAUGACUGACUAUCAUUUUAAAGUCUUAAGUUCUCCUCGUGGGGCACUGAUUUUGUCAAUGGCAGUCUCAAUGAUGCUUCAUCUCAGAUCCUCCUUGUUAGGGAGCGAACAUGCCACUUCUUGCCUAGUGAGGUUGUUAAAUUUUCCAGAAGAUAUUGACUUAAAGACAUUAAUUGAGAAAGCCACGUUACUGCAAUCUCUUGCCCUUGAAGCAAAUCUUCCUUCAUCCUCUGUGAGAGGAAAAUCUCUCUUGUCUACACCCAACUAUUGGGAAGAGACAUGGAAGAUUCUCCAAUCAUCAAUAGACCAAAAGGGUGGUGGUGUCUUCAAGAUGAAGGGAAGGGGCUUCUUGAGAAGAAGCUUGUCUAACACUAACACUGAAUCAAAUGUUUCCAGAAGCAAGGCUGCUAAUUCUGAAAAGAACAAUUUUACUUCAACUAGGCAGCCUACUAUUGAUGAACUUCACAAUACUGAUGUAGUUCCUGCAAAUCUCAUAAAUAGUGUGCCACAGAUGCCUAUAGAAGAACAAAAGGAUCAUAUUGGUCAAAGUACUUCAGAGGCUAUUGGGAGUAAUUCAAAGAAUUCUCAUGAGACAGGCCAGCGUGAUGGUUACUGCUCAACUUCAGGUGAAAUUAAGGAUUCUCUUGGAGCAGCCAGUGGGUAUUUAUCGAGGACCAGUAGCACCUCUUUGUCAUGUGGUACUGAAUACGAUCAUGAUACCCAUCAUAUGGAAGAACCAUGUGUUCCCUGUGAUGACAAUGUGGUUAAUGAGCCUGAUCCACACUCUGGGCACAGAGAUAGAACUGAUGAAGCAACAGCCACAAUGAAUCGAACAUCUGGAGUAGUGGAAACUCAUCCAGUUCAACAGGAAAGACUCUGUUCUGUUGAUGGAAAGUUGAAAAUAAAAUAUGACCAAAAUCCCACUAUGGCUGAAGGUGGCCAAAAGGAAACAUUGGUAAUAGGUUCGAUUUCAAAUACGGCUGAUAAAGAGUUAACCAGAACAUUAAGAUAUCUCGGUGAAUCAAUGGUUGAGAACAUUCAGGCUAUCGAGUUGCUAUUUCAACCCAAUUCACUCUCAACUUCGGUGGAGAAACUUGAGAAAUCUAUGUCUAGUAGCACAGAGCAAGCUAAGGCGGCAGCAGCUCUAAAAGAACUAAGGAAGAUCAGUGACCUUCUACGUCAAAUCUAACCAGUACAGCUAUACAUAUUUUUUCUCUACAUAUACGUUUUUUUUAGUUUCUAUACAUAUCUCCAUUUGACAACGAUUUUAUGUAACAUGCCAACAGUGUAUAACCAUCUGACUGGUUGGUAAAUAGUAGUUUGUAAGAUAAAUCGUAAUUGUACAUCUGAACAGCUGUUUGAUGGUUGUGAAGUGAAGGCUGAAUAUAAUUUUUCUGGCUUGUGACCCAAA
Messenger RNA from Panicum virgatum (switchgrass), 2702 nucleotides. RefSeq names its product TBC1 domain family member 5 homolog A-like. The transcript is spliced from 5 exons. Lineage: Eukaryota; Viridiplantae; Streptophyta; Magnoliopsida; Poales; Poaceae. Gene Ontology annotation, biological process: activation of GTPase activity. The record is from RefSeq and is a predicted model, not a curated record. The coding region runs from base 249 to 2480 and encodes 743 amino acids. Gene Ontology annotation, molecular function: GTPase activator activity.